CACAAACAGGACAAGAAAUCUCAGGACAAAAAAAAGAUGGAGUGGACAGAGUUUUACAAGUUCGUUAGAGUCUGGUUAACAGCAAUCGCAUCUCUCGCUUUUUGCUUCAAAAUGAGCAACACUGUCCCUCCAGGCCCCAAGAGACUCAUCUUGGUUGUACUCCCGAUAGUGGGUCUCUUUCUCUACCUCCCACUCACCAUCUCCUCUCCUCAUCUUGGUGGCACCACUGGUUUCUUCCUUGCUUGGCUCGCCAAUUUCAAGCUCCUACUCUGGGCUUUCAAUCAAGGCCCACUUGCCUCCGGCUCCUCUAUCUCUCUCCCUCUCUUUGUGGCCCUCGCUUGCCUACCCAUCAAGAUUCAACAAACCCCAAAUUCGAAGCCCAAAGAAGAAGCUCUGUUUCCUGUCCUUGGUUAUGGUGUUAAAGCUCUAAUUAUAAUUCUCUUUGUGCGGAUCUAUGAUUACAGCGACUACUUACACCCCAAGAUUUUGCUGUUAUUCUAUGCUUUUCACAUUUACUUUCUGCUUGAAAUCAUCCUAGUCGUGGGUGCGACCCUGGCUCGAACCCUGAUGGGUCUGGAGCUCGAGCCGCAGUUCAACCAACCGGUUCUCGCCACGUCAUUGCAAGACUUCUGGGGGAAGAGGUGGAAUCUGAUGGUGACGGGGAUCUUACGCCCCACGGUGUACGUGCCCACCGUUAAAACGUGUUCGCGUUUGAUUGGGAGGAAGUGGGCUCCACUGCCAGGUGUGUUUAUGACAUUUGUGGUGUCGGGUGUGAUGCACGAACUCAUAUUCUACUACCUGGGCCGUGUGAGGCCCACUUGGGAGGUCGGCGGUUUUUUUAUUCUACAUGGGAUUUGUUUGACGAUUGAGAUUGUAUUGAAGAUGACACUUGAUGAACGGUGGAGAUUGUCGAGGGUGAUAUCAGGACCGUUGACCACUGGAUUCGUCAUGGCGACCGGGAUUUGGCUCUUCCUUCCUGCCUUCGGAAAGUCCAAGAUUGACGUAAGGGCGUUUGAAGAGUACGCCGCAAUAGGCGCCUUGCUACGUAGUAUGACAAACGUUUCUCCAUCGACUGUUACUCAAUAAAAAAAUGAUUGCGUGUGCAAUCAGCUAUGCGCGGGUUUAUUAUAACUAAUAAUUAAUAUCAAUAUUUGUGUUUGACUAGUCAAUGUUUAACUGCUAGUGGUAGCUAAUAAAAAAUUAUUGCUGCAUUGCGUGGAUUAAUUCUAGUAAUAAUUUAUACCACUCUUUGUCUUUUACUAGUUAAUGUUUUGGUACUGCUAGCUGAUGAU
This is a messenger RNA of Tripterygium wilfordii, 1292 nucleotides long. Its product is annotated as acyl-CoA--sterol O-acyltransferase 1-like. The coding region runs from base 37 to 1086 and encodes 349 amino acids. Gene Ontology annotation, biological process: lipid metabolic process. NCBI's taxonomy places the organism in Eukaryota, Viridiplantae, Streptophyta, Magnoliopsida, Celastrales, Celastraceae. The transcript has a single exon. The record is from RefSeq and is a predicted model, not a curated record.